Messenger RNA from Neurospora crassa OR74A, 7271 nucleotides. RefSeq names its product polyketide synthase (gene per-1). The record is from RefSeq and is a predicted model, not a curated record. Gene Ontology annotation, molecular function: phosphopantetheine binding; fatty acid synthase activity; 3-oxoacyl-[acyl-carrier-protein] synthase activity. The coding region runs from base 1 to 6621 and encodes 2206 amino acids. Gene Ontology annotation, biological process: fatty acid biosynthetic process. The transcript is spliced from 3 exons. Lineage: Eukaryota; Fungi; Ascomycota; Sordariomycetes; Sordariales; Sordariaceae.
AUGUCUUCUGUCCAGCCAGAUCAGUCACUGGCAUUCUACCUCUUUGGGGACCAGUCCCUUGACACGCACGCUUUCCUCGCAAGCGCCUUCCUCAAACCCAAGAAAGGCACUCUUGCAAAAGCGUACUUGGAUCAGGUUGGCUAUGCAAUCCGACGCGAGAUAGAUCAGCUUCCCAGGACAGAGCGUUCGAAACUACCCGAAUUCCUCAAUUUACAGCAACUCAAUGAGAGAUACUAUGGACAGCCCAUCAAACACCCUGGCAUUGACGGUGCCCUUUUGUGCAUAUCACAAUUGGCUCAUUACAUAGAUCAUAUUGAGAGUAAUCACGAUGACCUCGCCAGACCGGAGAAUACAUGCCUUGUCGGCCUAUGCUCCGGGCUCUUUGCAGCCACCGCAAUCGCCUGCACGAAAUCGUUGUCAGAAUUGGUACCACUGGCCGUCCAAGUGACCCUCAUGUCUUUCAGGGUUGGACGACACGUAUAUAAGGUUGCCGAACAGAUAUACCCCACGGCCGAAAAAUCCGAGAGCUGGACAUAUAUCUUCACCAAUAUUUCGGAAGGCGCUGCCAGUCAGGUGGUCCAUGAUUUCAAUAAGAAAAGCGGCUGGAACCGCGUCAACCGGCUAUAUAUGAGUGCCAGCUCCUCCCAGAGUGUCGCCAUUUCGGGUCCUCCUUCCUCUCUGAAGGCCUUCGCCAGUGGACACAACUUUGGCGGGAAGACCAACGUAACCUCGAUCCCCGUCUACGGACCCUACCAUGCACCACACCUUCACGAUGCUGCCUUGAUCGACGAGAUCCUGCGCCUGGACGACGAGGUGGUGAUUGACGCGCUGCACAGAACGAAGCCGAGAUCCCACGUCAUGUCGUGCUUUUCGGGCGAAUGGGUCACCGACAGGCAACUCACGACGGCGUCGCUGCUGAGGCAGAUUGUUCACGAGAUUUUGAUGGAGCCCUUGCGAUUUACCAAGGUGCUUGACGCAUGUAUUGCAAGGGGAAAGAGCUUCAAGGGAGGAAAGAGCUGCCUCAUCCUCCCGCUCGGUCCUACCCAGAACGGCGCCACUCUCGUUGGGCUGAUCAAAGCCCACACAAACCUGGAAGUCACGUUCCGGGACUGUCCCCCCAUCUCCCCCGAAGCAACUGCUUCCCGAAUUGGCAACCACGGGUCCAGUGGCAAGUGCAAGCUCGCCAUUGUGGGCAUGGCUGGUCGCUUCCCCGAUGCCGCCAAUCACGAGAAGCUCUGGGAACUCCUCGAGAAGGGACUCGACGUCCACCGCCUUGUGCCGCCCGACAGGUUCGAUAUCAAGACGCACUAUGACCCUACGGGCAAGGCCAUCAACACCAGUCACACUCCGUACGGCUGCUGGAUCGAGCAGCCGGGCUUGUUUGAUCCGCGCUUCUUCAACAUGUCGCCCCGUGAGGCCUUCCAGACCGACCCCAUGCAGAGAAUGGCCUUGACAACAGCCUACGAAGCACUGGAGAUGUCGGGAUACGUCCCCAACCGAACACCCUCCACCCGACUGGACCGCAUCGGUACCUUCUACGGGCAGACGUCAGACGAUUGGCGUGAGAUUAACGCGGCCCAGGAGGUCGACACCUACUUCAUCACCGGUGGUGUCCGUGCCUUUGGUCCUGGCCGUAUCAAUUACCACUUCGGCUUCAGUGGCCCUAGUCUCAACAUCGAUACUGCCUGUUCCUCCAGCGCCGCAGCGCUUCAGGUUGCCUGUACUGCUCUCUGGGCUCGCGAUUGCGACACCGCUAUCGUGGGCGGCUUGUCUUGCAUGACCAACCCAGACAUCUUUUCGGGUCUGAGCAGAGGUCAAUUCUUGUCCAAGAAGGGGCCUUGCGCGACCUUUGAUAAUGAAGCCGACGGCUACUGCCGUGGUGAUGGCUGCGCUUCGGUUGUCGUCAAGCGAUUGGAAGAUGCUCAGGCCGACAACGACAGAGUUCUCGCCGUCGUUCUCGGCACCGCGACCAACCACUCAGCCGAUGCUAUUUCCAUCACUCAUCCCCACGGGCCAACUCAGUCUACGCUUUCUCAAGCGAUCUUGGACGACGCUGGUGUGGAUCCGCACGAUGUUGACUACGUGGAGAUGCACGGGACGGGCACUCAAGCAGGAGACGGCACCGAAAUGGUGUCUGUUACCAAUGUCUUUGCACCAGCGCAGCGUAAGAGGCCCCAAGACAGGCCUCUCUAUCUUGGUGCCAUCAAGGCCAAUGUCGGCCAUGGUGAGGCGGCUUCUGGAAUCACUGCCCUUUGCAAGGUGCUCUUGAUGCUUCACAAGAACGCCAUCCCUCCCCACGUCGGCAUCAAAAAGGGGUCGAUCAUCAACAAGACCUUCCCCAAGGACCUGUCUGACCGUAACGUCAACAUCGCCUUCCAUUUGACCCCGUUCAAGCGCAGAGAUGGCAAGCCCAGGCGUGUCUUCAUCAACAACUUCAGUGCCGCUGGUGGUAACACUGGCAUUCUGGUUGAAGAUGCCCCCAAGACCGCACCAACUUUGCCCGAUCCACGCAGCUGCCAUCUCGUCACCAUCACUGGCAAGUCCAAAGCUGCCAUGAUUCGGAACGCAGAGAAUCUUGCCCAGUGGAUGAACAAGCAUACGGAUGCGUCGCUCGCAGACAUUUCUUACUCCACAACCGCGCGCAAGAUCCAACACUACUGGCGCAUGAGCGUCACCGCUUCGAGCGUGAGUGAAGCGCAGAGUGCUAUCCUGAAUCGCCUCAAGGAGAACUUUGUUCCUGUUACCCCUGAGCAGCCAAAGGUUGCUUUCUUAUUCACCGGCCAAGGCUCGCAAUACACCGGCAUGGGCAAGGAGCUGUACGAAAACUACUCCGUUUUCCGGGAGAGCCUUCAUGAGUUUGACCGUCUUGCUCGCCUUCACGGUUUCGAGUCUUUCCUUCCCUUGAUUGACGGUACUGCCCAGGAUGUCACCAAUCUGUCACCCGUCAUCACACAGCUCGGUCUUUGCUGCUUUGAGAUGGCGCUUGCAAAGCUUUGGGAGUCAUGGGGGAUCAAGCCAGCCGUGGUAAUGGGCCACAGUCUCGGUGAGUAUGCCGCGCUGAACGUUGCUGGCGUCCUCAGCGCCAGCGACACCAUCUACCUUGUCGGCACUCGUGCGAAACUUCUGGUUGAGAAGUGUACGCUGAACAGCCACGCCAUGCUCGCCGUUCAAGCUCCAGUCAAGGAGGUCCAAAAGGUGUUGGGUAGCAUGGCCUCCAGCGUGAACGUUGCUUGUAUCAAUAGCAACCGUGAGACGGUGCUCAGUGGGCCAACUGAUGUCAUCACCAAACUAGAAGAGGAGCUCAAUGCUGCUGGCCAAAAGGCCAAGAGAUUGCUCGUUCCGUACGCGUUCCAUUCUGCUCAAGUCGACGCCAUCCUCGACGACUUUGAAAAUCUGGCCUCCGCAAUUCUUUUCGAGCGCAUCAAGGUUCCCAUCAUUUCUCCGCUGCACGCUGAAGUUUUGGGUGAAGGCGACAAUGUGGAUGCUAGUUAUCUCCGCCACCACGCCAGAGAGGCCGUCAACUUCCAAGGUGGACUCUUCAGAGCCCAGGAGAAGAAUGUCAUCGACGAGAAGACCGUGUGGCUCGAGGUUGGCCCCCACGCAAUUACAGUGGGCAUGGUCAAGGCUGCCUUUGGUGCCACGACCAUUGCUGUGCCGACUCUCCGCCGAACAGACCAUCCUCAGGCCUUCAAAACUCUCACUGCUACUCUUAGCACGUUGCACUCCGCUGGAUUGAACAUCGACUUCAGUGAGUAUCACCACGACUUCCUCCAAUGCGUCCGCCUCCUCGACCUACCCAGUUAUUCCUUCGACGAAAAGAAUUACUGGCUUCAGUAUACAGGUGACUGGUGUCUCACCAAGAACCGUAUCGCAAACCAGGGAGGGGCGAAGCAGAUCGGUUCCAGCAAGCCGCGACUAUCUACCACGACAGUUCAGCGAGUGAUCAGAGAAGAGGUCAAGGAUGAUGUGGCGAUUGUUGAGAUUGAAUCUGAGCUUCAUGAGGAGAACCUCAAGAAGGUGGUCACAGGUCACUUGGUCAAUGGUGCGCCGCUUUGCCCGUCCACGCUAUAUGGCGAUAUGGCCAUGACGGUGGCCGACUAUGCCUACAAACUCCUGCGUCCCGAAACCGAGAAGAUUGGCUGCAACGUCGCAAAGAUGGAAGUCCCCAAGACACUCAUCUUCAAUGACACUGCCAAGAGCCACAUCCUAAGACUCACGGUCACGGCCAACGCGCAGGCUGGAUACGCUGACCUUGUGUUCACCACUGGGGAUGGACCGAAAAAGACAGAACACGCCACAUGCAAGGUUUAUUAUGGCGACCUCGAGGACUGGCAACACGAGUUCGAUAAGAUGGCCUACUUGAUCAAGACCCGCAUUGACUCCCUCAAGCAACAAGAGCAGCGGGGUGAGGCUUCCAAGAUUGGCCGCGGUCUCGCGUACAAACUGUUUGGUGCCCUGGUUGAUUACAAUCGUCGUUACCAGGGCAUGGAGGAGGUCAUCCUGGACAGUGAAACCUGUGAAGCCACUGCCAGGAUUCGUUUCCAGACCACGGAGAAUGAUGGCGAGUUCUACUUCAGCCCCUACAACAUCGAUAGCUUGUGUCACAUCUCCGGCUUCAUUAUCAACGGCACUGAUGCUGUGGAUUCUCGGGAGCAGGUGUUCAUUUCCCACGGCUGGGGCUCCAUGAGGUUCACUGAGAUUCCUGAUCGCAAGAAGGAAUACCGCAGUUACAUCCGCAUGCAACCCGUCAGGGGAAGCAAGAUGUUCUCCGGUGAUGCCUACGUCUUUGAUGGAGAAAGGGUCAUCGGUAUUGCUGGUGACAUCAGGUUCGCUGCGAUCCCUCGCAAGGUUCUCAACAUGCUGCUGCCUCCCCGUGGAGCCGCCGCUGCCGCUAUGGGAAGUAGGGCGCCGGCUCCGGUUCGCGCCGCGCCCCCUCCCGCUCCAACUGCCAAUUCCGCAUCGGCUGGCAAGAAGAAGAAGAAGGAGACUGUCACACCGGACACUAUCGGCAGAGUCAACCAGAAGCUCAAGGGCGGAGUGGUUGCACAGGUCCUGGACAUUCUUGCCAGGGAGGUGGGCUGCAGCCAUGAUGAGCUUGCUGACAACAUUGCCUUUACCGAUCUGGGUGUUGACUCUCUCAUGUCCUUGACCGUAUCCGGAAAGAUUCGCGAGGAGCUUGACCUAGAUAUCCCCUCUGGUGCCUUUGUCGAUCACCCGACCAUUGGUGCGCUCAAGGGCCACCUUGCCCAGUAUGAGAAGGCUGGCGCGAACGAGCCCAUCUCUUCCAGCGCGUCUGAUGGCUCGUCCGAUGACGAAUCCCCAGAGCUUGAUUCCGAGUCCAAUGUCACCACUCCCCUUGAUGAGAGCGAAGCUAAUUCAGUCAAGGGUGAGGGUUCUCGAAUUGAAUCCGGAGGAGGAGAGAAGAACAACAACGAGUUCCAGAGCCUUGUUCGGAACACCAUCUCGCAAGAAAUGGGAGUUGACAUUGAGGAGAUUCAAGCUGCCCCUGAUCUGGCAAGUCUUGGUAUGGACUCACUUAUGAGUCUGGCUAUUCUUGGCACCUUACGAGAGAAGAUGCACAUGGACAUCUCGUCCGAUCUCUUCGUGACCAACCCUUCAUUGAAGGACGUCGAGCGUGCACUUGGUAUUAGUGACGCUCCCAAGAAGGCUGCCUCAAAACCAACCUCUAGACCUGCCAAGUCCAAGAGUCAGGAGCCUUCGCCUACGAACAAUUCAUCCAGCGCAUCGAGUGUUCGGAAGGAGCACCCGAGAAUUGGACUCGAAGAGCCUUGCCCCCCAAAGCCUCCGCGUCCCACUAGAAUUGUCGACGACUACCCAAACCGUAAAGCAACCUCUACCCUACUGUCUGGAAGUCUAAAGACUGCGACCAAGCAGCUCUUCAUGGUUCCCGACGGUAGUGGUAGCGCCACCUCCUAUACUGAGAUUUCCAAUGUCGGCGGUCAGUGGGCUGUCUGGGGCCUUUUCUCUCCCUUCAUGAGGACUCCGGAUGAGUACAACUGUGGUGUCUACGGUAUGGCUGCCAAGUUUAUCGAGGAGAUGAAGCGGCGUCAGCCGAAAGGCCCCUAUUCUCUUGCUGGCUGGAGCGCCGGUGGCGUCAUUGCCUAUGAAAUCGUCAGCCAGCUCGUCAAGGCCGGCGAUGAGGUCGAGAAUCUCAUCAUCAUCGAUGCUCCAUGCCCUGUUACCAUCGAGCCCCUGCCACAGGGUCUGCACGCUUGGUUUGCUUCCAUCGGCCUUCUUGGUGAAGGCGGCGACGAGAAGAAGAUCCCUGAGUGGCUCCUGCCGCACUUCGCUGCCUCCGUCACGGCCUUGAGCAACUACGACGCAGAGCCUAUUCCCAAGGAAAAGUGCCCCAAGGUGACAGCUAUUUGGUGCGAGGACGGCGUCUGCAAGCUCCCGACCGAUCCGCGCCCGGAGCCCUAUCCCAAGGGCCAUGCCCUGUUCCUCUUGGAUAACAGAAGUGAUUUCGGACCCAACAGGUGGGAUGAGUACCUGGAUGUCAACAAGAUGACCUUCAGACACAUGCCUGGCAAUCACUUCUCUAUGAUGAAGGAUGACUUGGCCAAGCAACUCGGUUCUUUUCUUCGGGAGGCUUUAACAUGACCAUCCGCCAUUCAGCCUGGUCUAGAUGAAGAGGCCUCAGACUGAUCUUGGCGACAAGAGGACCGCAGCAGCAACUCAGGACCAGACAAGAGGAGUGUGAAGGAACAUUCGAACUCCCAACCGUCUACGACCAAAACUGGUGAGGAGGAAAGGGAAAAAAAAAAAAAAAAAAAAAAGAGUUGGAGAGAUAGAUGUAAAAAUGAGCCGGGGAAGGUUUGUGAAAUUAUGACCUGGGUUUCGGCGUUUGGGAGUCUUGGUUACGUGGACCUGGCUGGACCUGGGAACAACGGAGGGAUUCUGGGAAUCGUUAUCUUUUUCUGUGUUCGUUUGGCUUUUUGGAUUUCCACUGGGUGGCUUUCUCCCGGUUCCUUCGCAUGUCUUUCUCUGUGGAUAUGCUCGUUGGAUUUCUUCCUCUUACGCGCAGUUUGUUCUUCAUUCCGUCGUUUACUUUCCUGGUCCCCCAAGAUUGACACCUAGGCCAUCUGAUUUUUACAUAGACAUCGCAAUCGUGCAUUUGCAUUGAAGUACUACCGUAUAGACUCGCGGAUUGGCAAAAGACGAUCGAUACCGUGUAAUCAUGUGCAAUUGAGCUUGGGGUAAACACUUUCAUGUAGGUACAAGCAGGGUUAAUGGUAAAGACAAGUAAGUGA